Messenger RNA from Symbiodinium sp. CCMP2456, 1080 nucleotides. NCBI's taxonomy places the organism in Eukaryota, Dinophyceae, Suessiales, Symbiodiniaceae. The record is from the annotation of a GenBank genome assembly.
AUGCAGUGCUCAGUGCAGCUCCACCUUAACCGCGCAGAAAGCCAUGGAGGCCGCCGUUGCGGAUCGAGACGCAGAAAAGCUGGCAGGGUUGCUGGAGGCACAGACGGGCCUACGGCGAAGCUCUCAGGGGACCGAGCUGCAGCAACCUUGUUGUUGCAGCAGACGAUCAAGUGCUUGAGCAAGGAGGCUCCCAAGGAUGUCUUGCCGGCAGAGGUGCUGGCAACUUUCCCGGGAACAUCAUUGGCGGCACCUAGGGGCAGAUAUGACAUGCUUUUUACGUCGUCUGGCCUGACCUUCGGUGGAAAGACUCCGCUUGGCCCCAUAGCCUGGGACGCUGUGCGCUACUUCCUGAAGUUGCCUUGCUUGGAGACCAACCGAAAAGCCGGAACGGUCGCUAAGAACUACUGGCUGGUUCUCGUUCUUUCCCAGCCACUGCUGGUGGGCAAGCAAGAGUAUCAGUGUGUGGCCUUGAAGGCCAGCGGCACAAAGGCUCCACAAUGCCCGCCUGCACUUCAGUCUGGAACCGGGGACCAUGAGCGCUGCGCUGCAGUCCUGAAGGCUCUGACAGCAGCGGAAGAGAAGUCAGAGUAUCUGGUGCUCUCCCGAUUCUUGGAAGCCAUGAUAGGCGUUGACAAGGCUCUGUCGCCUGAACCUACGACCUGCGUGUUGGAGGCAGUCCAGGCCUGGAGGGGCGUGGAGGAAGGUGUCUUGUAUCCACUUGCGGCGGGCUUGUGCUUCUUGCCCAAACCCGCGACCUUCUUGCCCGUGGAGGACAUUUUGGACGCAGAAGCUGGAUCCAACUCUGGGCCGCGCGGAGGGGAGCUGAUCAUCCAUCGCUACGACGACAAGAAGCCCACCGUCUUCAACAAUCUGACAGGUGCAGAUGCCAGCGCUCUCUUGGCAUACCUAGCCUCUGUAGUCCAGCAUCGCGCAGACAAUGUCAAUGUCGACCCAGAGAUGGAGGACGACGAGGAAGAAGAUCCCGACUUCGUCGCGGACGCUCCGCCUGCAAAGCGCCGGGUCGUGACCAGGAGUCAAACUCGUGGCACCGACGCGGUUCUGGUGGAGAAAGUGGGCUAG